This is a messenger RNA of Protopolystoma xenopodis, 444 nucleotides long. NCBI's taxonomy places the organism in Eukaryota, Metazoa, Platyhelminthes, Monogenea, Polystomatidea, Polystomatidae. The record is from the annotation of a GenBank genome assembly.
AUGAUGCGCCACAAAUGUGUCUCCCCUCACCCGCACACGCAUUUCCCAGAUGCCUCUGUUCUCACCACUCAUCUCCCUCAAAUUCGCUUGGCUGUUGGUCUGUACCAUCCUGUUAGUCUCGCUGUGCGGACCGGAGACUUAGCCCUGCCCUGCUUUCUAUCUUCCGAAGUUCCCUCCGUGCAGGAAAGCCAGUUUGAAGCCUUUGAGUCGACUGAGCCGUUGCAAACUACUACAAUGGCUCAUCGUGGAGACUUGUUACCUGGGCGUCUUGUCAAUGACUUCCAUCUGCCUUUCUCAGUUCGUCUUGUUCAGUAUAGCCCCAGUAAGCAGGUUCCAGAGAACCUGCUUGACCCACCUCCAGAUCAGGCCGAUAAAGAAUCAGCUACGGUCUAUCAGAACUCUGAUAGGAAGCUUUAUUCUCGUCUACGACAUGUAGGCAUCUGA